AUGUGGUGGCUUGUUUGUGUGGGCAUGAUGGUUUGUGCUGCUCCAACAAAGAUUGCUCUCUUUGGUGGAUCUUCACUUGCUGGAGACAAUUAUAAUGCCACUUUGGCAAACAUGGAACCAGUCAGUGUCUCUUUCACUUCACAAGGUGAUUUAAUCAUUGCUGAUUCCUUCAAUCAAAGAAUUAGAAAAGUUUUUGCAAGUAAUGGAACCAUUUCAACAUUGGCGUUUGAUUUGAAAGACUUGAGAUGCGUUCAUGUUCGACAGGCCACAGGUGAAAUUUUCUUUACGCAUGAACACUAUGUUAAAAAACUGACCACAGAUAACAAGAUUGAACUUGUGGCAGGAGCAUAUUUUGAAGGAGAAAGCUCAUCUGGAACUCCAGCUAGAGCUUCUCUUCUUUCAAGACCUGAUCAAGUUUGGGUUCACAUCAAUGGUGAGAUUUAUAUUGCAGAUACUGGAAAUCAUCGUAUCAAAAAGAUUGCACUCGAUGGAAACCUUUACUAUGUUGCUGGUAUCAACAACAAUUCUGUCUACUCUGGUCCUCAAGGUGAUGGUUUUUCAGCAAUUCAUGCAGUCAUGUUGGCUCCAACUGGAGUUUCAGUUUCACCAAGUACAGGCAUCAUUUACAUUGCAGAUACAGGUAAUGGUAUUAUUCGAAGAAUUGGAUUAGAUGGUAUUAUUACCACUGUAGCCAACAGAACUCAACUGUUGACUGGACCCUAUGUUGCAAAACAAUCAAAUCCAGUCAAUGCUAUUCCCACUCAUCUACAUGCUCAGGAUGACAAUAACAUUUAUUUCACAGACAUUGCAUACGCUCAAUUGAAAAAGAUGAACUCGAAAGGACAAGUUACCUUGAUUGCAGGUACAGGUGAGAUCGGCUAUAGAAUUGAAUCCGAUCAGAAUGGAAUACAGGCAGUCCAUGCAAAACUUUACAAACCUGUUGGAAUCUCACUCCACGCAGGAAAUAUUUAUGUUGCAGAUGUCAAUGAUUUUGUCGUGAGAAGAGUAGCAGCUGCCGAUGGCACUUUACAAAUUGUUGCAGGAAACCGAGAACGAAACUUUUUUGGAGAACAAAUUCCUUCGACAGAUGUUGUUUUUGGUGUGGGACCUUCUCGUAAAUUGAGACUAUUCAUUGGUACCAAUGGAUUCAUGUAUGUUGGAGAUUCCGAACUGCAAAGGAUUAGAACCAUUUCCAUGUCCACCAAAAUCGUGAAUACGAUUGCUGGAGUUGGGCCUACACGAACAGGUUUGUAUUCCAACAAUGUCCAAGCUUUGAAGGCUGGUAUUUCAGAACCGCUUGGAAUGGUGUUGAAUUCACAAGGUGAAUUAAUUGUAGCCAUGAAUGGAGCACUAGAAGUGAAGAAAUUGGGACUCAAUGGUAAUUUGACCUCUUUAGCAGGUGGAGGCCAAGACGACAUGUACUAUUACAAAAACUGUCAGGCAUCCAAUGCGAUAUUCUUUCAAGUCUAUGAUAUUGCCUAUAUUCCAAAUGGUGAUUUAAUCAUUCUGGAUUAUUAUGGAGCAAUUAGAAGAUUGAACGGCAGCGGUUGGGUAGAUUAUCUUGUUGGAAGAAGUCCAGAUGAAACUUACACUCCAAUUCUGUCAGAUGCUGAAUAUAUGGUUUCAAACGGAAACGAAAUCUAUAUUGCAGAUACAGGCAAUCAUGUCGUUCGAACAUUCAAUGUCACAUCUCAAACCUUUACAACAUUGGCAGGAACUCUCAAUUCUCAAGGAUUUGGAGGUGAUGGAAGUUUGGCAUCAAAAGCAUUACUCAAUCGCCCUACAAGUUUGGCAAUGUCGUUCAUAACCCGUGAGUUGUACAUUCUCGAUUCUGGAAAUUUUAGAAUUAGAAAAGUGAACUUGACAAGUGGAAUUAUUUCGACUGUGGUCGGAAAUGGUAGUCCUGGAGUCUCCAAGAUUGGUGCUUUUCCAAAUAGUACUUGGAUCAAUUCUGAAGAAAUGACCAUUGCCAUUCAUCCCACCACUGGAGUGUUGUACUAUUCUGAAGGUCAAUUUAUCAAAUACUUGAGUGAUAACAUUGUUUGUUUUGGAAUUGAAGCUACUAGUCCCAUUGUUUGUAAUGGUCAUGGAAAUUGUCUGCAAGAUGACGUUUGCUCUUGUCAUUUGAAUUGGGAAGGUUCAACAUGUUCAAUUCCCCAAUGUAAUAGAACCUCACCAACAUCACCUAAUGUAUGCAAUGGAAGAGGAGUUUGUAUAGGGCUCGACACGUGUAAGUGCAAUGAUUCAUGGCAAGGUCAGUUUUGCCAAAAUCCAAUAACACCUCCUCCUCCUCCACCUGUGAAUUCACCUCACACUUGCAAUGGAACACUGUACAAUUCAACACAUGUGUGUAAUGGCAAUGGAAAUUGCACUUACAAGGAUAAGUGUCAAUGUAACGAAGGCUAUUCAGGUUUGUUUUGUGAAAGAUACAAUAAGGGUUACGAUAGAGUGACAAUUUGCAUGGUAGGCGAUUUGACAUGUGAAGUGUUUGUUGGAAUUGUGAUUGGAUCCGUCUCGUGUGUAUUAAUUUCAGUCGUUGCCAUCGUAUGUACAAUCAUGCUUAUUAUUUGCUCAAUUAGAAGAAAAAGAGGAAGACAUGUUUUUAAGAAACGAAAACACCCUGCCUUGCCAAAUAUUGAGCUUGAAAGUUCAAGAUCACAAUUAAAUGUUUGA
Molecule: messenger RNA, 2673 nt
Organism: Naegleria lovaniensis
Lineage: Eukaryota; Heterolobosea; Eutetramitea; Acrasida; Naegleriidae
Exons: 1
Coding region: 1-2673 (890 amino acids)
Source: RefSeq, a predicted model, not a curated record